UUGUAACUUUAAAAGUAAGGUUUUAUUUAAUUCUUUGUUAAAAAUACGGUUACAUGUUUUGUCUGGUAGAAAUGUUCUAAAUUUUGUUUGGUAAACGAUAAUGUAAAAUAUUCAUAAAUUGAUAAAAAAAAUGGCCACAGCACGAGUAUUAUUGGCUGAACCAAUACUACCUAAUGUAUCAUGCGGGCUCUGAUGUCAUGGCUUUGGUUCAAUUUGCCACUUGAAAAUAAUAUAAUUCACACAAUCAUUAAGAAUUAGGAUAUAACAUAUAUGAGGAGUGCUAUGGAGCCAGCAGAAUUUGUAAUGUGUAGCCAUCAAUUAGCCAUCAUCAAUAUUUUUAAUGGUGUGAGAUGACAUCUAAUGGUUAAGUGCUGGUCAAAUUUCAAUAGAAGUGCUGACCUUCUAGACUUUUCCAACAUAUAUAGUACAAAAACAAAGCAAUACCUAGAGCAUUCCUCUCCACACUACACUCAUGACUAUUGCUUUACUUGGAAUUGUCAUUGGAAACUUGCAAAAUUUUGUCUAAAAUGAGCUUGCAACAAUUUGGGGGGUUGAAUCACAUACCGUAAAGCUAUCUAGUAACCUCAGUUCAAUCCAUGCAGUGCUUCAAGAUGCUGAAGAGAAACAAAUUACAGAGCGUGCUGUGAAGCUUUGGCUGCAGAAGCUUUCAAAUGCAGCAUAUGUAUUUGAUGAUAUCUUAGAUGAAUGUUCAAUAAAAUCCAACCGUCUAGUGCUUAAGGCACAUGUUAUGUACUUUGCCCGUUUUGUUCAUAAAAUUCAUGUUUGUUGUUCAUAAUUUUAUUCAUAAUUUUGUUUAUAUUUGUUCAUAAACACUGUGAUAAUUCUGUUGAUGAGUAGUUUUGUCAACACUGUGAUAAAAGCUUGUAAACUGAGUUAAUUUUUUUUGGUAAGUGCUGUGAUAUUUAAUUAAAUCGGUUAAAUUUCGAUUGAACUCUAGUUGAACCAGUAAAUUGUUGAAUCAGUGACUUUACCGGUUUAUUGACCGGUUUGGUUCUCAACCUUUGUAAUUACUCUUGGUUGUUAUCUAGUACCCAGACCCAAGUCUCAACCUUAGGUUGCUGCACUGCUGUGACUUCAUCUUCUCCCCUUUUCCUUUGCCAACUUCGCUGCUCCGUUCAACUUCUGCGCCGCCGCUGUCCUGCAUUGCUACUCCACGUCUCUGCUCUUCUCUUCGCCGGCAUCUCUCACCUCUCUGGCCAUUUCUCCCCUGUCCCUGAACCAUAUUGAUAUGCUGUGUGUGUAAAUUGCUAGGCAACAAAGUAGUAAUGACUUCUUGUUACUUCAACCCUCUGCAUGCUACUUGUCAUCUCACUUCUACAGGCUUAUCUACAAAGUUCAAGAUUCCGAAGCUUCACAUGCAGAAAAAGAGGUGUCAAGUCUCUUCAAGAUCUUCGAAAGUAACUGCAUUUUAUGGCUUGAGGACCCCUCCUUAUGAACAUGAUGCAGUAAAGCCGUAUAUGAGUAAGAAGACAAUUGACAUGCAUUGGGGAGAACAUCAUCAUACUUUUAUAGAAUGUUUGAACAAACAGCUGGAGAAGGAUGAUAUACUAUACGGUUACACCUUGGAUGAACUAGUCAAAGUGACGUACAACAAUGGCAAUCCCUUACCUGAAUUCAAAAAUGCUGCUGAGAAACACCGACAGUUUCAGUUUGGAGCUACAUAGGUCAUAAAGGGACUUCAUUCUUCAUUCUUCAAUACUGGGAUGAUGUAUAUAUCUCCACAAAGAGUAAAUACUUAACCUGGUUGCUGACCAUCUUAUUUCUUAAAUUGCUGCACGAUCAUGAAUUUGUUCAUCCACCCCGUAACUUUCUCUCUCUUCGGAAUAUGUUGAAAUUAAGGAGAUUGGAGAGGUAGUUUGUCUAAUUUGUGUCUAUAAUAUGAAUUAUGAAGAGUUAAUUUUGUAUAUUAACGAAAAAUCUGAGUAGUUGAAAUUAGUAAUAAUUAACAUGUGUUUUAAUGUUUC
Molecule: messenger RNA, 1985 nt
Organism: Arachis ipaensis
Lineage: Eukaryota; Viridiplantae; Streptophyta; Magnoliopsida; Fabales; Fabaceae
Source: RefSeq, a predicted model, not a curated record